UUGGCCGCCCAGGCUAGGCUGGAAAAAGAAGCAGAGGGAGGAGUUGCUGCCGCUGCCUUGGACGCCGCCGCUGCCGCCACAGCCGCAACAGCAGCCACAGCCGCUGCGGUUACGGUGACUUAUGGGAGUGUGUGAGCUUGGAGGCUUCAUGCGUGGAUUUAUCGCUGCCGCCGUCUGCGUCGCUCUAGUUUAACCAUAGGACAGAAAAACCAGUACUGAGAUUGAACCCAAGGCUUCACACAUGCUAGGAAUGUAAAGAAGAAAUGAAAAUGGAUGCAGGUAUUGGUGUGAAUUCUGUUAUCAUCUCUAUUGAGGGAAUGACAUGUAAUUCCUGUGUUUGGACCAUUGAACAGCAGAUCGGAAAAGUGAAUGGCGUACAUCACAUUAAAGUUUCACUGGAAGAAAAAAAUGCAACCAUUAUUUAUGACUCCAAGCUUCAGACUCCAAAGACCCUACAGGAAGCUAUUGAUGACAUGGGCUUUGAUGCUAUUCUCCAUAAUCCUAGUCCUCUUCCUGUUUUAACUGAUACUGUGUUUCUGACUGUUACUACUUCAUUGGCUUUGCCAUGGGACCAUAUCCAAGGUAUAUUGCUGAAGACUAGGGGUGUGACAGACAUUAAAAUUUCCCCUCAGCAAAGAACUGUAGUAGUGACAAUAAUCCCUUCUAUAGUGAGUGCUAAUCAGAUAAUAGAGCUGGUUCCAGACCUCAGUUUAGAUAUUGGAACUCUGGAGAAAAACUCAGGAAGUUGUGAAGAUCACAGUAUGGCUCAAGCAAGUGAAGUCAUGCUGAAGAUGAAAGUGCAAGGGAUGACUUGCCAUUCAUGCACUAGUACCAUUGAAGGAAAAAUUGGGAAACUUCAAGGUGUUCAGCGAAUUAAAGUCUCCUUGGACAACCAAGAAGCUACUAUUAUUUAUCAACCUCAUCUUAUCACAGUAGAGGAAAUAAAGAAGCAGAUUGAAGCUGUGGGCUUUCCAGUAUACGUCAAACAACAGCCCAAGCACCUCAAAUUGGGAGCUAUUGAUGUAGAGCGUCUGAAAAAUAUACCAGUCAAAUCUCCAGAAGGAUCACAGCAAAGGAGUCCAUCAUAUACUAGUGAUUUAACAGCCAUUUUCAUCAUAGAUGGCAUGCACUGUAAAUCAUGUGUAUCAGAUAUUGAAAGUGCUUUAUCUACACUCCAGUGUGUAAGCAGCAUAAUAAUUUCUUUAGAGAAUAGAUCUGCCAUUGUAAAGUACCGUGCAAGUUCAACCACUCCAGAAACACUGAGAAAAGCAAUAGAGGCUGUUUCUCCAGGGAAAUAUACAGUUAGUAUUACAAGUGAAGUUGAGAAUGCCUCCAACUCUCUCUUCAGCUCAUCUCUUCAAAAGAGUCCUUUGAACAUAGUCACCCAGCCUCUGACUCAAGAAACUGUGAUAAACAUUGAUGGCAUGACUUGUAAUUCUUGUGUCCAGUCUAUUGAGGGUGUCAUAUCAAAAAAGACAGGUGUCAAAUCAAUCCAAGUGUCCCUUGAAAAUAGAAAUGGGAUUAUUGAGUAUGAUCCUUUACUGACAUCUCCAGAAACCUUGAAAGAAGCAAUAGAAGACAUGGGAUUUGAUGCUACCUUGUCAGACAUAAAUGAACCAUUGGGAGUAAUAGCUCAGCCCUCAUUGGAAAUUCCACUUUUGCCCUCGACUAAUGAAUUAAAUAAAAAGAUGACACCAGUUCAUAACAAGGAGGAACAAAAGACUUCAUCUAAGUGUUACAUACAAGUCACUGGCAUGACUUGUGCUUCUUGUGUAGCAAACAUUGAGCGGAAUUUGAGACGAGAAGAAGGAAUAUAUUCUGUACUUGUGGCACUGAUGGCUGGCAAGGCAGAAGUAAGGUAUAAUCCUACUAUUAUACAACCCCUGCUGAUCACAGAGUUCAUCCGAGAACUUGGAUUUGGUGCCACUGUGAUAGAAACUGCUGAAGAAGGGGAUGGUGUUUUGGAACUUGUUGUGAGAGGGAUGACGUGUGCCUCCUGUGUACAUAAAAUAGAGUCUACUCUCACAAAACACAGAGGCAUCUUCUACUGUUCUGUGGCUCUGGCAACCAACAAAGCACAUAUUAAAUAUGAUCCAGAAAUUAUUGGUCCCAGAGACAUUAUCCACACAAUUCAGGGCUUAGGGUUUGAAGCUUCUUUGGUCAAAAAGGAUCGGUCAGCGAGUCACCUAGACCAUAAACGAGAAAUACGACAAUGGAGAAGAUCCUUCCUUGUGAGCCUGUUUUUCUGUAUUCCUGUAAUGGGGCUGAUGAUAUAUAUGAUAGUUAUGGACCACCACCUUGCAGCUCUUCACCAUAAUCAGAAUAUGAGUAAUGAAGACAUCAUCAGUAUUCAUUCUUCUAUGUUUCUCGAGCGCCAGAUCUUGCCAGGAUUGUCCAUUAUGAAUUUGCUCUCUUUUUUAUUGUGUGUACCUGUACAGUUUUUUGGAGGCUGGCACUUCUACAUUCAAGCUUACAAAGCACUGAAGCAUAAGACGGCAAACAUGGAUGUACUGAUUGUGCUGGCAACCACCAUUGCAUUUGCCUACUCCUCAGUUAUUCUUCUAGUUGCAAUGUAUGAGAGAGCCAAAGUGAACCCUAUUACUUUCUUUGACACACCUCCUAUGCUAUUUGUGUUUAUUGCACUAGGCCGAUGGCUGGAACAUAUAGCAAAGGGCAAAACAUCAGAGGCUCUUGCAAAACUAAUUUCACUACAAGCUACAGAAGCAACUAUUGUGACUCUCAACUCUGAAAAUAUCCUCCUGAGUGAAGAACAAGUGGACGUGGAGCUUGUACAACGUGGAGAUAUCAUUAAAGUGGUUCCAGGAGGAAAAUUUCCAGUGGAUGGUCGUGUUAUUGAAGGACAUUCUUCGGUAGAUGAGUCCCUCAUCACAGGGGAGGCAAUGCCAGUGGCUAAAAAACCUGGCAGCACAGUAAUCGCUGGUUCCAUUAACCAGAAUGGAUCCAUACUUAUCCGUGCAACCCAUGUUGGAGCAGAUACAACCCUUUCUCAAAUUGUCAGACUAGUGGAGGAGGCACAAACAUCAAAGGCUCCUAUCCAGCAGUUUGCUGACAAACUCAGUGGCUACUUUGUUCCUUUUAUCGUCUUUGUUUCUAUUGCUACCCUCUUGGUAUGGAUUAUAAUUGGAUUUCUGAAUUUUGAAAUUGUGGAAACUUACUUUCCCGGUUACAAUAGAAGUAUUUCCCGAACAGAAGCGAUAAUACGCUUUGCUUUUCAAGCAUCUAUCACAGUUCUAUGUAUUGCAUGUCCCUGUUCACUGGGACUGGCCACCCCAACUGCUGUCAUGGUGGGUACAGGAGUAGGUGCUCAAAAUGGCAUACUUAUCAAAGGUGGAGAGCCGUUAGAGAUGGCUCAUAAGGUAAAAGUAGUGGUAUUUGAUAAGACUGGAACCAUUACCCAUGGAACCCCAGUAGUGAGUCAAGUAAAGGUUCUAGUGGAGAGUAACAGGAUAUCACGCAAUAAGAUCCUGGCCAUUGUGGGAACUGCUGAAAGUAACAGUGAACACCCUCUAGGAGCAGCUGUAACCAAAUACUGCAAACAGGAGCUGGACACUGAUACCUUGGGUACCUGCAUAGAUUUCCAGGUUGUACCAGGCUGUGGUAUUAGCUGUAAAGUUACCAAUAUUGAAGGCUUACUACAUAAGAACAACUGGAAGAUAGAGGAAAAUAACAUUAAAAAUGCAUCCCUGAUUCAAAUUGAUGCAAGUAAUGAACCAUCAUCAACUUCGUCUUCCAUGAUUAUUGAUGCCGAGCUCUCAAAUGCUAUUAAUACUCAGCAGUACAAAGUCCUUAUUGGUAACCGGGAAUGGAUGGUUAGAAAUGGUCUCAUAAUUAAUAAUGAUGUAGAUGAUUCCAUGACUGAACAUGAAAGAAAAGGACGGACUGCUGUAUUGGUGGCAGUUGAUGGUGAAAUGUGUGGCUUGAUAGCCAUUGCUGAUACAGUGAAGCCUGAAGCAGAAUUGGCUGUUCAUAUUCUGAAAUCUAUGGGCUUAGAAGUAGUUCUGAUGACUGGAGACAACAGUAAAACAGCUAGAUCUAUUGCUUCUCAGGUUGGUAUUACUAAGGUGUUUGCUGAAGUUCUGCCUUCCCACAAAGUUGCUAAGGUAAAGCAACUUCAAGAAGAGGGGAAGCUGGUAGCCAUGGUAGGAGAUGGCAUCAAUGACUCCCCAGCUCUGGCAAUGGCAAAUGUUGGAAUUGCCAUCGGCACAGGCACAGAUGUAGCCAUUGAAGCAGCUGACGUGGUUUUGAUAAGAAAUGAUCUUCUGGAUGUAGUGGCAGGUAUUGACUUAUCAAGAAAGACAGUGAAGAGGAUUCGGAUAAAUUUUGUCUUUGCUCUAAUUUAUAAUCUUAUUGGAAUUCCUAUAGCUGCUGGAGGUUUUAUGCCCAUUGGUUUGGUUUUGCAACCCUGGAUGGGAUCUGCAGCAAUGGCUGCUUCAUCUGUUUCUGUGGUACUUUCUUCUCUCUUUCUCAAACUUUAUAGGAAACCAACUUAUGAGAAUACUGAACUGCAUGUCCGGAGCCAGAUAGGACAGAAGAGUCCUUCAGAAAUCAGCGUUCAUGUUGGAAUAGAUGACACCUCAAGAAAUUCUCCUAAACUGAGUUUGCUGGACCGGAUUGUGAAUUAUAGCAGAGCCUCCAUAAACUCUCUACUGUCUGAUAAACGUUCCCUAAAUAGUAUUGUUACUAGUGAACCUGACAAGCACUCACUUCUGGUGGGAGACUUCAGGGAAGAUGAUGACACCACAUUAUAAAAGGCCACAGAAAAUGCUGCUAUUGAAAUUGUUAUGCACUGACAUGCAUUCAUGAUGUCACCUUAGCUUUUCAAAAUAUUGUGGAAGGAUUUUGUGCUGAUAUCAUGCUCUUAUAUGAGUGAUUCUAUUUGAGUUGCCUUUGUCUAAUGGCAAAAUAUCUUUUUCAGGGCAUGAGCUCUGAACUUAGCUUUAUUGAAAAUGAAUUUUUAACAGUUUUUUGUUUUUAUUUGUGACAGAUAAGAUAGGGCAGCCAGGUUUACAUUAAACCCUACAAUUAGAGAUUGCUGAUUUGCUGCUAAGGUGAUAGUUUUUUAUUUGACCAAAAAAAAAACCCCAAGAAGAAACAAUUAAAAUUUUUAAGAUUUGAAAGCAUGACCUCGAGGACAUUUUUGAGCCUGCCCACUGGGGAACAAUGACUUUCAAAGAACUAUAUAGAGUACCCAGUUUAGAAGGUAAACAGUUGAAACUUCAAAAAACAGAUGUGCCUUAUUUAUUGUAGUCUUUCUUUCCCCUUCUCCUUGCAUCCUUAUCCUUGUAGUUGCUUUCUUAGUUGUUCCAAGAUGUCUUUUGUUAUCUUCCUUUAAGUGAGCCAAGUUAAGUGGUUUUUCAUUGAUACAAAAAGUGACAACUUUUCCAAUACCUUGUUUUUUUUUUUAAUUUUGUAGCUCAAAAGACCUUAAGGUUUUGUAGGCUUCCCUGCCUCUCAUCUUGCCAUUGUGGUAAAAAUAUAUUAAAUUCUUCCUUCAAACUUCCUAGCUCUGUACUAACUUUCAAUUAACUCUUGCUGUAAGUUGUUCUUAGCGUAAUCUGUCCAUCAGUCUUAGUCCAGAAACUUAACAUUUUUGAGCCUCUUCCACUCAAAUGAUUUUGAGAUUAACACUAUUGUAUUAAACAUAUUCAGUUCAUAUAAAAUUACCUGGAUUAACUAAAUUCAUCUUUUUUGAUACAGUACAAUCAUGUGGCUGGUAUAUAUAAUUUAAUAGAUUUAUAUUAUCUUUUAAUGUUUCAGAUAACCUGUCAAAAUGACAAAAAUAAUGCUAAGCCAGGUGUGGUGGUGUACAGCUGUAAUCCUAGCACUUGGGAAGCUGAGGCAGAAGGACUGCCAUGAGUUUGAGGCCUACAUAGUCAAUUCAAGGCUUUCCCGAACUACAUAGUGAGACCCUGUCUCAACCAAGUGGGGGGGGGCAUUACAUAAAGCUGUUUUUACCAAAAAUUACAGUAAAUUUUAAUAUAAAAAUUAGAAUUGUCCUAGGUUAUGAUACCUUUUAUCCAAAUAUAUGCUUCUGUUUAAAACAUUUGCACUUGCCUAUUUAGUAUGGUUGGCAAAUCUAGGGACUUAUUCUCACUGCCAUACGGAUUUAGAAAUUCCCCCAUGAGGGCCUGGGAAAUAAAACACUGGUCAGAGAUCUGGUAAUUGUAUGACUGUUUAAAUUUGCUUUUUAACUGCAAAAUGGAUUUCAUAUAUAGAAUGUGAAAAUGAAGAUUUCUGACAUUUUAUUCCUAUUGCCAUACAUUAAACUGCUAGCACAAAUGUCUAACACACAGGAUUUGUGCUCAGUAAAUGUUAGGUCUUUUCUUCUUUUGAGGUCAGUACUAAAUAUAAAAAAUCAAUUUUAGAAAGUAGAGUCUAAAAUCAGGUAAGUGUAGGGAAGAAGUUCUUCCUCUUCUACCCCUUUUCUCUUUUAUGAUUACACACAUGCAUGCAUGCCUGCACACACACACAGUUUAAAAUAUUCCAUGCUCUCUUUUCAGAUUUAGAAAAGAAAUAAUUACUGUCUCAGCUCUAUUAAAGAGAGAACUGAAACUUUUUGAAGUUACUAGUUUUCAAUAUAAUUAAAAAAAUUUAUUAGCACAUUUUAGUUAUUACUGAAUUAUGGGUUUAUUUUGACAUAUUUAUACAUGCAUAUAGCAUACUUUGACUAUAUUCAUUCUCCGCUUUACCCCUCUUCCAUUCAUUCCCUCUCUACCUGAUCCCCUUCUUCUUCUCUAAUCGUUUCCUUUCUAUUUUCAUAUCUUCAUUUUUUCCUUAAAUUUUUUUAGACUCUACAUAUGAGAAAAAACAUGUGAUGUUUGACUUUCUGAUUCUGGCUUAUUUUGUUUAACUUUUGAUGAAGAUGCUAUUGUAGAAAGGCAAAUCCAUUUAGAUUAUAUAUGUUGUUGUUUUUAUUUUUAAAUUUAUUUAGUUUUUUUUUUUUUUUUUUUGAGACAGGGUCCCAUUGUGUAGUUCAGGCUGUCCUUGAACUCACUAUUGUAGCCCAGGAUGGCCUUGAACUUGUAGCGAUUCUCCUGCCUCAGCCUCCCAAAUGCUAGGAUUACAGACAUGUGCCACCCCCCCCAGCUUAUGAAUGAGUUUGUAUGUUUAGGUUUUUUUAGACUAAUGUGUAUUCCAUCUUCCAUGCUUAUAGUUGGAGUUUUAAUAGUCAUUUCUUAUUUCAAUUCCAAUGGUCCAUCAUAACAUGACUUUUUUUUUUUUGGUACCGGGGAUCGAACUCGGGUCCUUGCACUUGAGCAGCAGGCGACGAAACCACCUAGCUAAAUCCCCGGCCCACAUGACUCAUUUUUUAUAGAAGAAACAGCUGAUAUGACAAAGUAUAAUAGAUUUUUCUCACUCUUGAGCCAGAUUGAAAAAAAGAAGCACUCCCACCCCAUUCUCAUUAUUUCUGUCAUGUUCUCUCAUUAUUUCUCUCUUGUUCCCCACCCUCCCUGUCUCUCUCUUUCUCUCAGCUGAACACAACCAAUUACUACUCCUAUUAUAUGUGUGUGUUUGAAUCAUCCCCUUGGUCCCACAUGCAUGUUGUAGCACAAUGAGAGUAGUAGCUUAUGGUCUGAAAGUAAUCAAGAAUACAAUUUCAGUUCUUACUUCAAGAACAGAAAAUAUGUUAUUUAGAAAGAGUCCUGCUUUAAAUAUCUGUAGGCACAUUUGAACUCCCUACCACAAGACUCUUGCAAAUUGAAUUCUCAUGAGCUUCAGAGAGAAGGUGUUUUCACUGGAGAAAGAUUUAUGGAGAGGAUCAAAAACAUGGCUUUUAGUUAGGAACCAGCUCUAAGUAGUUACUAGCGAAUAAAUUUUGUAAGUGUGUGCAUCUGUGUUUAUUCACAUAUACUGAGUCCACCCAAAAUGUUAUACAUACUUCAGGAAAAGAAAAACUUGUAUAAAUAUUUUAAUACUAAAUUUAUUGAGACAUCAUGAGAUUAAUACAAGUUACCUUUGGCCUCUACUAGAAGUGCUCAAAGUGGUGGCCAUCAGCUUCUAGACAUUGAUUAGUAUGGCCAACUGCUGUUUGGGUAACCUUGGUCACUAAGAUUGCUGCACAUGCAAUUUCAAUUUCUUCUCUAAGGGCCGCAGUAUAGUGGGUUUUCUGUGAUAUAUGACAUCCUCUAGGGUCCCCCAUACGAGGGUAACACCAUCUGUUGAAAAAACAUCGCACUAUUUUUCUUUUCUUGAAGUGUGUGUAUACAUUUUUUUGGCAGACUCUAUAUAUACACACAAAUAUGUACACAUAUAUACAUACUAAAGGAAACUAGAUUUAUAUUUGAAUAUCUUGAAGUUCUUCGUAUAUAUUUUCUUUAUCACUUUUCUGUAUUCACUCAGCAACUAUACCCUAGUCUGAAAGUAACAAGAACACUUUGAUAUCCAUUGUUGGUGCAGACUCAGCCAGGGAGCACCAUUCUUUACAUAUCCAAAGAUGCCUUUUGAAUUUCAAAGAUUUAGUGUUGUAGUCUAAAGAAGGAUACUUGUCAGUUAUGAAAGUAGAAAUGCUAUUUUUCCUAGUUUAGUGUGAACAUUUUAGAAUGUUAAAUUUGAUGCAUUGUGAACAAAUAAUUUCUUUUUCUUCUUUAACCUUAAAAAAAUUCUUUAUUCAGAUAUACAUAAUAUUUAAAAUGGCACUGUAGACAAGAGAUUUCCAAAAAUUUAAGCAUGCAUAUCUUUUCUAUAUACAACUUAAAGUAAAAAAUGUAUGUUUGAGAAUUUUUUUCCAUUACAUGUGCAUCCUGCUAUAAAUUGAGUUUUCUUUAUAUUUAUUUUACUCUGUUUUGUUAUUUUUCUUUAAGUGAGGCAUCUGGUUACUGGUAAUUUAAAAAAGAAUAAAGAUAUUUCCUGUAUUACUCCCUUCAGACUUUUUGUUUUAUUUUCUAUAUUUUAAAAAAUGUGUUACUUACCAAAUAUAAGGCAGAUAUAGAUUCAUGCCAAACUAUUACCUAUUUUUACACUAACUUUCUGCAAUCCUUUAACCUGAUAUGACUAACCAGAUAAAGCACAAAACAUUGUUAUUUUUCAAUCAAAUCAAUUUCUUUAAUGGCCUUGAUAAUAAAUGCCUUUUGUAGCCAAAA
Messenger RNA from Heterocephalus glaber (naked mole-rat), 9101 nucleotides. RefSeq names its product ATPase copper transporting alpha (gene Atp7a). Gene Ontology annotation, biological process: monoatomic cation transport. Gene Ontology annotation, cellular component: membrane. The record is from RefSeq and is a predicted model, not a curated record. Gene Ontology annotation, molecular function: copper ion binding; ATP hydrolysis activity; ATPase-coupled monoatomic cation transmembrane transporter activity. NCBI's taxonomy places the organism in Eukaryota, Metazoa, Chordata, Mammalia, Rodentia, Bathyergidae.